AUGGACCCGAGUCAGCCAAAUUCUCAGGAUCUUUCCUCCGCCUCGUCGCGGGCGCCGCUGGCCGGGGGUCGCCAGAUCACUCGCAACCGCACCAGCUACAGUUGCCACACCUGUCGCCGCCGCAAGGUCAAGUGUGACAAGGUCCAUCCAAUAUGCGGGAAUUGUAUCAAAACAGGAGCCGAGUGCGUGUAUGAUGUCUCAUCGGAGAAGCGGGAGGAUGCACAUACGGAUGGGACUGUACCCGAGUCGUCAGGUCGGUCGGGCCAUGGCGUGAAACGACGCCGAGCGACCCCGCGAACAUGGGAGGAGGAUGUCGACGAACUUCAAUCAAUAUACGGCCAUUUGCGACAGGCUGGGUCGUCAGAGGGGAACAAAUCUGACCCGCGCGCGAUUGAAAAUCGCCUGGAUAAAUUGAUGUCGAUGAUCGAGAAGAUUGGCGGUACUGGACAGCCACUGGAAGACGCCGAGAGGCAGGCAACCCUCGGGGCCGACCAAUCAUUCGUGGAGGAAGUGCGUCAAAACAGCGCUCGGAAUGGAAGGCCAAUGCCUUCUCGCCCCUCUCGCCCUUCUAGCCCGCGCCGUACGGCGGCCGAAUCGAGUGGUGAUGAAUUUCCUAUACCGUCAGGUCAGGCUACAGAUCUCGUGGACCCAGUCGGGAGCCUCAAUCUAGGCCAUCUGAGCCUGGACGAUGGAGGAAGGUCCAGAUACGUUGGGACAACCUACUGGGCGUAUAUAUCUCAUGAGAUUAACGACCUCAAUCAACUGCUGAGAGACCAAAAUCGAUCACACGACAUGAAUUCAUUAGAAACCCCCAACGACGACUUCAAUGAUCCCAGUGCCGGGAACAGGAGACAAUGGAGAGGCUCUCUUGCCAGCUCUCCACCUCCGACUACACCUGGUUCCCGCGUUGGCUCGUUCCAACAGUCCAUCAUCUUCCCUUCUGGUGAAUCCCCAUCGAUGAGCGACAGAGUUGUUGAACCAGAAAUGCUGGAGCACAUCCCAACCAGACGCCAAAGCCACAUUCUGUACAGAGGCUUCAUGUCUGGGGUGCAUGCCAUCAGUCCUGUCGUCCACCCGCCGACGGUGCUCAAGCUGUACAACACCUUUUGGAAAUGGUACGAUUACAGCAGCUACUCUGGAGAGGCAUGUCCGAUCCCCUCGUUUAUUCCUCUUCUUUACGCAAUUUGGUAUGGUGGUUCCGUCACAGUCUCCAUUCGAACUAUCAAGGCCGAGUUUAAUACGUCAUCACGAGAUGCACUGUCUACAAUGUACAGCGAGGAGGUAACGAGGUGGUUGACGAAGAUCUCUUUCCCUCGCAGCCCAUCCCUUCAGGGGCUCUCUGCCUAUCUCAUUGUCCAGACGAUUCUUUCCAAAGAGGAAGAACCGUUGACAAGCAGUCUGUUCGUUAGUCUGGCGAUGCGUGUCGCGCAGACGAUGGGUCUUCAUCGAGAUCCUGCCAACUUUGGAAUCGAGCCUUGCGAAGCGGAGUACAGACGGAGGCUAUGGUGGCACAUUAUGCACAUGGAUGGUGUGGUGGCAAUGUCCAGCGGACUUCCCCCACUCGUCAGUGAUGAGAAUUAUUGGGAUGUGCGGCGAACAAGCGAACUCAAAGAUACCAUGCUUGGAGUACCAGCCGCAGAAAGUUAUGAGCAGUUGGUCGCAUCCAAGCAACGACUACCAGAUAAUCCUGACGACCCGACUGUCUGCGGCGGGCCAUCAAUGGUGAAUGUAUUCUAUCUCACCGCAAGAGGCAAAUACAUCAUGGCUUGGUCUAUUCGUCGAAUUCUGAGAAUCCAACUUGGCACAAAGCCUGUCACUCGUCAGGAUAUGGAGGAACUAAAAACAAUACUUAUGGAUCUUCAACUGAAGCUGAAUUCCAUUGUCGGCAGGAUACCCGAAAGCCAGGUCACAGACCAUGCAUCCGUCUCGUCCGGGCGCGCACUGUCCAUGUCGAAGUCCCCUGUGGAAUCUCACUCAGGCGAAAGCGAACUUCCAGGAGAUGGACCGAAUGGAUGUCCUGAACAGUACCAUUCCGCAGUUCUUGUGUCCUUCCAUAAAUGGGCGCGUAUCAUUUUGUCACUUUAUAUUGACAAGGCUUUCUGUGUCGCCUACCAGCCCUUUCUUAAGAAUGCUCGCAGUCGCAUAUGGCCUGCAGCACGGCAAAGCGCUCUUCGUCAUUGCCACGGGUUUAUGGAAAAGUUCAUUCAGCUCGCCACGGAUCCAGAUUUCCAACCAUUCCAGUGGAGCUGGCCAGGGAUCAUGCUCAUCGACCUUUACGAACGCCCAUAUAGUCCCGAGGCAUUUAGAUCACGGGCCUUUAUCGAUCGCAUCCUAGCCCUCUCGGGGCCAGAUGGAGGCGUGGUCGGUGGUGAGGAUGGUGUAUCUACGCAAAGACCUCUGAAGGAUGGUGGCCGUGAGGCAUGGGAUAUGAUCCGCCGUCUCCGUCAAAAGGCGUGGCAGAAAGCUGGCCUCAAUCCCCAGAUGCUUUGGACCGAACAAGAUCAAAUCCAGGCGGGCAUCGCAUCGCCAGCUCCAGAGCUCAAUGCCCUGCGAGAGCAACUAUAUUCAAACCCAUCAUCGCCGGCUGCUUCUGCUGCAGGUCAAAAGCUACCACCUCCGCCAGAUCGCCAGCUCAUGGACUUCAAUCGAACCUUCUACAAUAUGACCCGCACUCAUAACCUCCCAAAUCCUGUGGCAUCCUCGGCGGCUCGCAGACCCAGUCUUCUUCGAUACUCUCUCCAGCCAUCCUCCACGAAUCAGACCGCUGCUUCAGCCACAGCCCCACAAUACAAUACUACGCCUGCAGCAAGCGUAACAUCACCAAUUGCAGCAACAUCUCCGGAGGCCGCGUCUGCUCUACGCUCGCCAUCGUCCAAUCUAUCACCCACUACACAACCCACAAUCCCCGUACAACAGCCUCAACAACACCAACAACCGCCUUUUCCAAGCACGGAAAUGUCUCCGGGCAUGCUCUACAUGGACUCCCUAUCUCCAAACCCUGCACCAAUGAACAUGUCGACCCCGCCCUCGAUGGUGGACCCGAAUCUCAAUUUCGACUGGGACCAAUGGGACGCUGUCUUUGGACAACACCUCCCCGUCUCAGAUGAACUGAUGGAACUGGAUCCCGUUGUCGGCCUAGACUUUGCUAAUAUUGGAAUCCCGUCCGCAAAUACGAGCCCCGGCGGGCCAAUCGCCUUCAAUGGAUUACCACAGACCGUGGAUCAAAAUACCACACCUCCGUGGACAGGCAAAGGUGUCAAUCGGGGUAAUUUGUCUAGCGAUUGGACUGGAUAUGGUUGA
Molecule: messenger RNA, 3300 nt
Organism: Penicillium waksmanii
Lineage: Eukaryota; Fungi; Ascomycota; Eurotiomycetes; Eurotiales; Aspergillaceae
Product: putative C6 transcription factor
Exons: 8
Coding region: 1-3300 (1099 amino acids)
Biological process (GO): regulation of DNA-templated transcription; DNA-templated transcription
Molecular function (GO): DNA-binding transcription factor activity, RNA polymerase II-specific; zinc ion binding; DNA binding
Source: RefSeq, a predicted model, not a curated record